Molecule: messenger RNA, 1227 nt
Organism: Didymella exigua CBS 183.55
Lineage: Eukaryota; Fungi; Ascomycota; Dothideomycetes; Pleosporales; Didymellaceae
Exons: 2
Coding region: 1-1227 (408 amino acids)
Source: RefSeq, a predicted model, not a curated record
AUGCGUGCCCCUUCAGAGCCCCACUAUAGCUUCACGAUACCUUCUAUACACGAUGACACAACGCUCGAUUGCCGCAUAUACCACCCAGACAUCUUCGACUAUUCUACCCGAAAUGAUGCUGAAGCACAGUGGAGAAAGCGCGGCAUCGCAAUAGCGCAUCCCUAUGCGCCAAUGGGAGGGAGCUAUGAUGACCGAGUCGUAGGCAUUGUGGUCGAGGAAAUGCUGAAGGCUGGCUACGUAGUGGGCACUUUCAAUUUUCGUGGUGCCCAUGGUUCCAAGCACAAAGGGAGAACCUCUUGGUCCGGAAGACCAGAGCUCGACGAUUAUACCUCCUUCGCCGCCUGCUUCAUACAUUAUAUGAGCCUCAUACACCCCUUCCCAGCACCGGACACAAUCUUCACGCCGGACCAGUCGCCUGUCCGUCCGCCACCGAGACAGGAAAGCGGUUCUCUACCUGGUGAAUCUCCUCUGGUGAUCCUCGGUGGCUACUCUUACGGCUCUUUGAUUUUGAGGCACCUCCCUUCCGUGCUAUCCAUCUCACAACGCUUCUCAAAUCCUUUAGCUGGCUCUGCGGUAGACGAGAUCUUGCUGAGGGCACACAAGCUGGCAGACCAGAGCAACCUAGAGUGGAUCAACCUGGCUCGAGACGCAGAGCUCGAGCGAAGUAGCAGGAAACAUGAGCACAAGACAUCCUUGACGAUCGGAGGAGAGGAGACGAACCCCGAGCAGAGGAGAAGAAGCAGAGACGUAAAGCGAAGCCUCGACGUACCACACAGCCUUGAUCUGGGACACCGACUGAGAAGCCUCAGCCAUCGCGGUCGUCGAGCCGGAACCUCGACGACUUCGCUCGGAAAGACCGACGUCAGGCUUGCGAUCCCUGAGAUCCGCUACCUUCUCAUCUCGCCACUCACACCGCCCAUAGCCACACUCGCGGCCCCUGCGCUGGGCCCGAAGCCAUGGAGCCGCUCUGCAGAUGCGCACGCGCUGACCAUCGGGAAGUUCGCGUCACUAGCAAUCUUCGGCGACAAAGACAUGUUCGCAUCUGCGCAGAAGAUCCGCGACUGGUCCGCCGACCUAAAGGCCUCACACGGGUCGAGGUUCUCCGGCGUUGAGAUCCCGGGCGCAGGCCAUUUCUGGGUCGAGACGGGCGUGGAGAAGCAGCUGCGGACGACGCUCAGUGGGUGGGCGGCAGAGACACAUGCCGACGCCGCAACAACGACACUAUAA